Messenger RNA from Mus pahari (shrew mouse), 3482 nucleotides. RefSeq names its product golgi associated kinase 1A (gene Gask1a). The record is from RefSeq and is a predicted model, not a curated record. Gene Ontology annotation, cellular component: Golgi apparatus. The transcript is spliced from 5 exons. Lineage: Eukaryota; Metazoa; Chordata; Mammalia; Rodentia; Muridae. The coding region runs from base 198 to 1904 and encodes 568 amino acids.
CCCCAGCGGUUGGAGGAGGCUUCCGCAGGACUCUGCAGACUCACAAGCGGAGGGAGCAUCCUGUGUUGUGUCCCGUCCUGCAGUCUGGUGGCGGGAAAGGUGUGGACCUAAUUCCAGCCCCGCCUGGAGAGUCUGGGCUCCAGGGAUGAGUCUGCCAGUAGGCUGAGCCCAGGAACCUGCUGCAGUACCGUGGGGACAUGGCCUCUUGGAUCUGGAGAAGGCUUCGUGGCAAGAAGCGGUCAGUGAUGGCAUUCUGCCUCUUGAUGAUCCUGUCUGCAGUGGCUGUCACUCAUUUCCCUCACGAACAUCCAGCUUCCACCCUAGGACUUAGUCCCAUGGAGCCUCAGGGGGAAGUUGGUAUGUCUGACCCCAGGAUUCAGCAGACUUUGAACUCUAGCCUGAGGCAGCCAGCAAGGAACCUGGGCCGCUGGACAGGACAGGCUUUGCUCAGAAAUUCCAUCUUGGUCUGUGCCAAGAAGCAAAGCCACAGAAGGCAAGUGGACAGAAGCAGGCACCCACUGAGUGUCAGGAGAGAUGUGACUGUGGCAGGAGAUCCGAUACUCAGUGCCCAGGAUCGUGAGCUUCUAAUCGAGGAGGAGGUCAGAGAUGCAGGAGGCCCAGCUCUGGACCAGCCUGGGCAUAAUGGUUUAGUCCAAGAGAUACAGAGCAAGGCAGUCACCAUGGUUGUCCCACUCACAGAGAGAAGCCACGCAUCUUUCCAGGCACAGAGAGAUUCUGCUGCAGCGAGCUUUAGGCUACGGCCAGCAGAUGGUAGAGAUCCCUUGCCAGGAGCCAAGAACGGAGUCUUGGCUGUUGGGAAGGCUGGGAGUGCCACCUCAGGAUCAGAGGCUCCAAGGUGGCCUAGCUCUGCUGAGGACUUGCAGAAGUCCCCAUGGUGUGGUACUGAGACCCUUGGGGUGGCCAGCACUGCAGCAUGGGGUCAGGUUCCACCAUGGUUCACGGAACAUGAUGUAAAGACUCUCCGGCUACUGGUCCAUGGGGAAGUGGUGGGAAAAGCCAGGGUUCCUGCCCAUGGGCAGGUGCUGCAGGUUGGACUAUCUGCUGGGAAUGGCCUCCAGGACAUAUCUCCUCUCAGGCUCAGCCAUCUCUGCUCCCAGGGUCUCUGUGGCCUGAUUAAGAGGCCCAGGGACCUGCAUGAAGUCCUAUCCUUCCACCUGGACCGUGUGCUGGGACUCCAACGGAGCCUACCUGCUGUAGCCCGGAGCUUCCACAGUCCCCUUCUGCCCUACCGUUACACAGAUGGCAGUGUAAGGCCCAUCAUCUGGUGGGCACCAGAUGUGCAGCACCUAAGAGACCCAGAUGAGGACCAGAACUCUCUGGCCCUGGGCUGGCUGCAGUACCAGGCCUUGCUGGCCCGAGGCUGCAACUGGCCAGGCCAGAUCCCAUGCCUGGGCAUCCACCAUGCUGAGUGGGCACGUUUGGCUCUCUUUGACUUUCUGCUUCAGGUCCAUGACCGCCUGGAUCGCUACUGCUGUGGUUUCGAGCCUGAGCCCUCAGACCCCUGUGUGGAAGAGGGUCUCCGGGAAAAAUGUCAGAACCCAGAGGAGCUACGGUUGGUCCACAUCCUGGUCCGGAGCAGUGAUCCAUCUCGCUUGGUGUAUAUAGACAAUGCCGGCAACCUUCAGCAUCCAGAGGACAAGCUCAACUUUCGGCUGCUGGAAGGCAUAGAUGGGUUUCCCGAGUCCGCGGUGAAGGUUCUUGCCUCAGGGUGUCUUCAGAACCUGCUGCUCAAGUCGCUGCAGAUGGACCAGGUGUUCUGGGAGAGCCAAGGUGGAGCUGCGGGUCUGAAGCGUGUCCUUGAGACACUGGAGAGGCGAGGACAGGUCCUGCUGAGACACAUUAAGAAGCACAACCUCACGCUGUUCGGGGACAAGGACCUGUGAGCCCAUGGCUGCCUGAGCCGAGUACACCUUGCUGGAGAACUUCACACAAUGUAAACCUCAGCUGGUGAGCAUCCCUCUCAAUGACAGCAUUUCUGUGACAGUAGUUGGUUAUCCUGAUGACAAAUAGGGAAAGCCAAAGCUGGAGAAGCCUACACCACCAUGGGACAGGUCACCUGCUGGGGAUGAUGGAGGACGUGCAGUCUCCAUGCUCUGACAGUUUACUCUCACACACCAAUAAAUAUGUUCAAGAACGUUCAUGAACUGUUCCCUGCACAUGUACAUGCAGUGCUGUGUGCAUGUGUGCAGAGAUAUGUAGGUAUGUGCCUGAAUGACAUCAGGCAUCCUAGGCAGGUACUCUACCAACUGAACUAUAUACCAGCCAGAGAAGUCUAGUUUUUAAGAUUCAUUAAUUUCAAAAUGUGCAUGGGUGUUUUCCCUGACAUACAUACAUACGUACGUACGUACAUACGCAUGUGCACCAUGUGUGUACCUAGUGCCUACAGAAGCCAGAGGAGGGUGUCAAACCCCAGGAACUUGAGUUACAGACAAUUAUGAGCUGCCAUGUGGGUGCUAAGAAUUGAACCUGGAUCCUCUGGAAGAGCAGGCAGUGCUCUUAACCACUGAGCCAUUUCUCCAGGCACUUAUUUUAUUUUUAUUUAUGUUUAUGUCUGUGAGUUUAUACCACAUGUGUGAAGGUGACUAUGGAAGCCAGGAGAGGACAUCAGAUUCCUUGGAGCUGGAGUUACUGGAGUGGUUGUGUGCCACCUCAUACAGAACUGAACUGAGAACUGAACUCUUUGUAGACCCUUCCAAGAGCAACAGAUGCCCUAAACCAUUGAGCCAUCCCUCCAGCAGGGAGAAGCCUAUUAUAAAACCCGAGUCCCCUUUAUUACACAGACGUUAUCUUCACUUUCAUGCUGGCCAUUGUGUGUGUUUUAGGCCAACUGUUCUGUGUUUGUCCCUUCCUUGGUUGUGCACAAGAGAGCUCUGAAUCUGAACUGCACUCAGCCCUGGCUGUUAGACUGCCCAUGGUCCCCUCUGUCUGCCACUUGCCUUGACCUGUUUGUCUUUUGUGAAAUAGGAAGCUGUAAUUCUGUGCAGUCCAAUUUGUUCAUGUUAGCCUGCGAGCCUCUCAGAAAGGCUCUGCUCCGUUGAUCACUGAAAUGCCAUUUGUUUACUUCUUUUACUUGACUGCUCAUUUGUAUGAAUCACAUCUGAGAGAGGUCUGUGUUGAGAGAUCACUUAAGUUCCAUUGCCCCCGAUUCCAUUCAAGAGUCUCUUCUGUUCCUGUCUGAAAGUAUACUUUUAUCAGAUGAAAACCAAGCACACAGAGGCCCUUUUGUGAACUGUGCUGGGCUGCACUCACAGGGUUUCUUACAAGCCUGCUUCAAAACUGGGCACUGUUCUAAUCCAAAUUACUGUAUUCUGCUUGGUGGUGUAAGAUUCCACUUAAGCAUCUCUUUUGUGUGUAUAUGAGUGUUUUGUCUGCAUGUACAUUUGUGCACCAUACACGCACAGAGCCCACAGAAGACAGGAGAGGUCAGCAGGGAGUGGUGGCACACACCUUUAAUCCCAGCA